This is a messenger RNA of Aplysia californica (California sea hare), 3970 nucleotides long. RefSeq names its product bifunctional methylenetetrahydrofolate dehydrogenase/cyclohydrolase, mitochondrial. Gene Ontology annotation, molecular function: methenyltetrahydrofolate cyclohydrolase activity; methylenetetrahydrofolate dehydrogenase (NAD+) activity; methylenetetrahydrofolate dehydrogenase (NADP+) activity. The transcript has 7 exons. Gene Ontology annotation, biological process: tetrahydrofolate interconversion. The record is from RefSeq and is a predicted model, not a curated record. NCBI's taxonomy places the organism in Eukaryota, Metazoa, Mollusca, Gastropoda, Aplysiida, Aplysiidae. Bases 315 to 1361 code for a protein of 348 amino acids. Gene Ontology annotation, cellular component: mitochondrion.
UGAGGCAGGACUGAGGAGGGCCGUUUUGAGUUUCUGGCCAGAGAAUUGUUUAUUCUGACAGUUGAAGGUCUUCCACACAUCACAACUGCACCAAGUUAUUCAAUUUUGUUUUCUUAUAUAGACUCUUUGUACAGUGUUUCGGUUAGAAAAUGUAUCAUCAAUGCAUGAAAGUCCCAUAUUACUAGAUCUAGAUCUAAUCUAGAUCUAGUACUGGAAUUUCCAAAAAGAGACCCUCGCCAAUACCUACCAAAUAAUAUAGAUCUAGAUCUAGUGUCCGAAUUCUGAAGGCGAGGCUUCACCAAACUUCACUUGGGAUGGAGCACCUGCGGAGAGGCAUAUCUAUGUCCAUGCAUAGAUAUUUUUGUUGCAAACACGUAAAGAGGGUUAUAAUUGGAACCAAUCAACUACGGUGCUUUGGCUGGCGUCGACUAUGCACUUCCUCAAGAAACCACAGUGCAGUCAUUGUGGACGGCUUGUCUAUUGCCCAAGAAAUAAAAAAUGAAAUAAAGACUGAAGUUAAAUCCUUACUUGGAAGCGGCAAAAGAGCUCCCCAUUUAACCGUGUUACUUGUUGGAAAUGAUCCUGCCAGUGUGGUGUAUGUAAAGAACAAAAGAAAAGCUGCAGAAUACACUGGGAUUACAUGUGAUAUUCUAAGACUGCCAUCAACAGCUGAAGAGAAGGAUGUUGUGAAGCAGAUAAGUUUCCUGAACGAAAACUCUGAUGUUGAUGGCAUCCUUGUACAGCUACCACUUCCUGAGCACAUUAGUGAAAGAAACAUUUGUGAUGCUGUCCUUCCGCAGAAGGAUGUUGAUGGUUUCAACGUUCUUAACGUGGGCCGGUUCUGUGUAGAUGAUACAGCAUUUAUACCUGCAACGCCAUCUGGUGUACUGGAAAUAAUCAAAAGACUCAACAUUACGACGUUUGGUAAAAAUGCUGUUGUAUGUGGGAGAUCCAAAAAUGUUGGCUUGCCUAUUGCAAUUCACCUCAAUUCUGAUGGGAAAGGUGCUUCUUGUGAAGGUGACACCACCACCACCGUAUGCCAUCGCAACACUCCACCAGAAAAGCUCAAGUUUUUCACGCAGCAGGCAGACAUCUUAGUCACGGCAACUGGUGUGCCGGGUCUUAUUACUGCUGAUAUGGUCAAGGACGGAGUUGUUGUGAUUGACAUUGGCAUCACUCGCAUUACGGACGACAAGGGCAAAGCCAAACUUGUUGGCGAUGUUGAUUUUCAAGGUGUCUCACAGAAAGCCAGUUACAUCACUCCAGUUCCAGGGGGUGUCGGCCCUGUCACAGUUGCCAUGGUGAUCAAAAAUACGUUGACAGCAUACAAGAAAGAGAUUAACUUUGACAGACAUUCUUGACAAACAGAAAUGUUGUAGUAUUGCUUUGUGUGUUAUUAGUACCAGCUAGGUAUCAACUUUGAAGGUAACAUUUCCAUAAAAGUCUGUACAAAAGUCUUCAAAUUUUAAUAUUCCUUAGAAUGAAAGCUCUUUGAAACUUGGAGAAAAGCAAUAUUGAAAUUUAAAAAGUAGUAGAACAAAUAGUAUCUAACCAUUCGCAAGCCCAUGGUACACACUUAUGCACAUGCUCACACAAUUAUUCACCAGCACAUGAAAACACUCCUAUAUACUCACUGUAUGCUGUCGCUUGCAUCCUUUUAUCUCAGAUUUAUACAUUUAUACAGUAGUCUCUACCUUAUGGCACAAUCAUUGGGAGGGCUCCGAAUCAUGCCUUAACUGGAAGCGUUUGUUAAUGUGAAACUGUGCAAAGGGUAAAGGGAUGCAACCAUUUUAUUUCCUUAAAAUUUUAGUGCCAUAAUAUUUGUGCGUGAUGUGCAUCAUAGGCCUAACUAAACAAUACAGUCACACAAACACCAAAUAAGAACUUUCUCUCAAAGACAUUUCAAGUGACCAAUCAAAAGACAUAUCAAUCUCCCCAUUAUCGUAUUGCUUGCAGAAUUCUAUGUGUUCAUAGGGUGUGAACACUUUCUUUAUCACUUUAAUUGUGCUAUGUUAGGAGCAGCCCUGCCAAAUAUCUGGUUGUCUAGACUUUUCUUUUGUUAUCAUGAUGCAUCCUGUCUGGGUUGUUGCAAAAAUUUCCCUUUGUUAAAUGUAACCUGUCAGUGUGUUUUGCAGAUCGAAGUGCGAGUUUAGAGGAUGUUACUGUGCAUUUGUACUUGUAAAUUAUAUUAGUACAGAACUCGUCUUAUGACAAAUGUGGGCAUUUGAGCAGAGCGCGCCUUUGUGUGGCGUGCAUUAAAGUGGAGACUACUGUAUGUUCACCAAGAGAUUUUGUUAGUAGACUAUGAUAGAUUUCAGUACAUAUUUUUGAAAUUGUUGAAGUUAAAUAUUCAAUGAAGUAUUAGUUUUAUUGUGGGUUUAUUUUUGGUUUUGUAAAGAAGAGGACAAAUUUCCAACAGUUUUUGCAAUAUAUUGGAAGCGCUUCUGCUCUUCACUUAUUGUUUGUGAUACUAUAUUGCUGAUGUAACACUUUCUUUACCCUGUUGUGUCUUCUCUAUAAAAAAAAAAGAAACUUACAGUUACUGAACAGAUGCCAAUUGAUUGCUUUAAAGUGUUUAAGUCAUCUUAUAAUUCAUUGCUUGGUCCAUACUUUCUGCUAUAAUUUCCCUGAUUGGACUAAGAAAACAAGUGGAGCUGCUGUCGUCUGUUUUGACUAUAGACAGUUUCAUUUAAUUUUUGGUAUGUAGAUAAUAUUAGGUCUGUUUUGCAAAUGCCGUCCGCUGUCCAUCUGAUUUAAUACAAAAUUUGUUUAGCAUGAACACUUGGCUUGUAUAAACAAACUUUUGUCAGAUCUGAAAUUACUUUUGCUGUGAAACUCGAUUAUAACGAAGUCCUCGGGUUCAACCUCAAAGUUUGCUGAAACCGAGUGUUCUUUAUAAAAAAAAGGUAAAGCUAAUGUGAGCAUCUUUAUAAUCGAUAAUGGUAGGUAUAUCUGUUCUGAACACGUCGUGUUGUGAAUAUAAGGGGACAGAACCAAUGGUGUUCAUGUUCCAAAAUGAUGGCUUAUGUGGGCAGUUGCUUCCUUUGACAAAGCCCAUGAACAAUGGGGGUCAGGUCUUUUUUGUUCACAUUUUGAUUUUUCUUGUAUAAGUACAGGUGUAUAUUGUCUCUUCAAAUCAAAUCAUGUCUUACUAUGUCCAUGGCUGCUCUUAUUAAGUCUUAUCAUAGCCGUUGCAACUUUUCCUUCCCCCCCAAAAAAUUGUCAAAGAGCUGGACGCACUGCCAUAUUCACAACAACCCCUUGCCUCCCUUCCAAUCAAAUCCCUUCAGUAUAUCCUCAUUUACUCAUAGUUAGCAGGCUCCCAUAAAAACCCUAUAUCAUGAAUCUCAGUUCAUGUGUAUUCUGUUUUCCAACAUAUGACUUCAUUACAAUUGGUUGUACUAUUCACCAAUACAGUGUUGGGCAUUCUCAUAAGUGUCUUUAGUUCAUAAUAAUUUUAAUCACAAAAGUAACCCAUUUUAAAGUUUCAUUGUACUGUGAUCUGCACUUAACAAAUAACCAAAUUGGAGGCCCAGUUGUGUUCUUCCUUCUGCAGUGCUUAAAAAGUUGUUGGCUGUGGCCACUAAAGUUCCCUUGUGCCACAACAUUAUGUUGGUUGUAAAUGCUCCCUGUUUACCUUUUACAUGACGAUUCCUCAGUUUUUAAUGAAUAUUUAUUAUAAUAAUGAGGCUAUGCUGUUUCAAAAGUAUCAGAUCUUUUUAACGUUGUUAAAAAUGUAAUUUGUGUUUUCUGUCAAUAUCACUUACUGUUUUUAUGAUUUAAGGGCAUUCAUAUCUGUAGUAAACUACAGCAGCGGAAGUAAUGUUGGUGCAUGUACAUGUACAUAUAUUUUAGUGUUUAAAAGAAGUUUUGAUGGUCUUGUUUACGAAGUUUUCAGAGAUAUUACUGUAUUGUGGAAUAAGGCUGCAUAGUUUAGCCUCUGAAGUACUAACAUGUAAAAAAACCAAAA